AUGACGACCAGAUUCAAGAAGAACAGGAAGAAGAGAGGUCACGUGAGUGCCGGUCACGGUCGUAUCGGAAAGCACCGAAAGCAUCCCGGAGGUCGCGGUAACGCUGGAGGCAUGCACCACCACCGAAUCCUCUUCGACAAGUACCAUCCAGGUUAUUUUGGUAAGGUCGGUAUGCGUUACUUUCACAAGCUACGUAACAAAUUCUAUUCCCCGAUUGUGAACAUAGACAGGCUCGCUUCUCUGAUACCUCAAGAGGUUAAGGACAAAGCUCUUAAGGAAAAGAAGGCGCCUGUUAUUGAUGUUACUCAGCAUGGGUACUUUAAGCUUUUGGGGAAAGGGGUUUUGCCUCAGAAUCAGCCUUUUGUGGUGAAGACUAAGCUUAUUUCGAAGAUUGCUGAGAAGAAGAUUAAGGAGGCUGGUGGAGCUGUUAUUCUUACUGCUUAG
Lathyrus sativus (Indian pea) is the source of this 444-nucleotide messenger RNA. The record is from the annotation of a GenBank genome assembly. NCBI's taxonomy places the organism in Eukaryota, Viridiplantae, Streptophyta, Magnoliopsida, Fabales, Fabaceae.